Aspergillus clavatus NRRL 1 is the source of this 1491-nucleotide messenger RNA. RefSeq lists its product as uncharacterized. The record is from RefSeq and is a predicted model, not a curated record. The transcript is spliced from 3 exons. Lineage: Eukaryota; Fungi; Ascomycota; Eurotiomycetes; Eurotiales; Aspergillaceae. The coding region runs from base 1 to 1491 and encodes 496 amino acids.
AUGAGGAAACCCUCUUCGCACCUGCGAGCUAUUUUUCUUACUCAGGCCGACCAUGAGUAUCAGAGUCCUAGCGAGGUUGACUGCUCUAUUCGAGAAUCUCUCAUCACUGCUUACCACACCAAGCUCCUCGAUUGCAGUCCUGCGCAUAGUUGGGCUGGGGAUGCGCACCUGAGAAGUGUCCCGUAUCCAAUUCUCGUCACCGAGGUACAUCUCCAGCGCUUGAAGGAGCUCAACGAUGCAUUGUUUCUGGCCAUCACCGACAUUGUGGAGAGAUGGUGGACAGAUACUGCGGUUGGGUUCCCUCAGCGCAUGCCGAUUGAGCCGGCAGAGGAGGAAUUACUGCGUUGGUUGCAAAAUCAGGAUCCGGAUAUCGUACGGCCGUUUCGCACAUGCUCCGGAUCUUGGAGACCUGAUUUUUUGCUGGAGCAAUCGCCAGAAACUCCCAAGGAUAUGGAAAACUACCGAAUCUGUGAGAUCAAUGGCCGGUUUUGUUGGAACGGGUUUCUCAUGACCGCAUACGGACAGCGAGCACUUGACGAAAUGGGCAUUGAUAGUUACGGACUUGAAGGGGCGGCGGAAUCACAAAAGAUUCUCGAAGGUCUCAGUCGCCUCUACAAUGCCAGCCUCCCUCUGCAUCUUGUCAAAGGCGAAGAGCGCGGAUAUGAUAUCCAUCUAUUCACCUCAUUCGCCAAGCGAAUUCUGGGGUUUUGUCCUCGAAUCAUCCAUCCCAGCGACCUACGAUUAGUUCCUUGCCCAGAAGCCCCUGGUGGAUUCAAGCUGUAUUGUUUGGCGGGGUCCGAUACACCAGAAUUGACCGUCGUCAACGAGGCUGGGGAAACGCUUGAACAGGUCCAUCAGUUGGGACUAGAACUGCACCAGCGGGAGCUCCUUGCCAUGAGCUUCGAGAUGCUGCAGCAAGUUAGUCUACGCUGCUUUAAUGACAUGCGCACUAUUCUUUUGGUUCAUGACAAAAGAAUGCUAGGCCUUGUACGCGAAGAAUUGGACUCGCUGGUUGCACGCAAUGUGCUCACCCCUGCACAGGCAACUAGCCUGGAUCGUGGACUGGUUCCUACGCUAAUUCCAGGCUCAAGGAGCUUGAAUCAAUUCAUCGAGAAGUGCAAUCAAGACGAUAGCCUCAAGGACCAAUAUCUUCUCAAACCGAUUCGCAGUGGAAAAGGGGCGGGUAUUCUUUUUGGAGAUGAAGUCGCAUCGGCUGACUGGACCUCCCUUCUAAAUCGCAUGCAGGAGCCCGAACUGGAUAGGAAUGGUCCGACGUACGUUGUCCAAAACAGGAUUGAACAAAAGACCUAUGAGGUACUUUUGCGUGAAGAAGAUGGCGUCCAGAAGUAUCCCCUGAUUGGCACCUUUCAUGUCGUACAUGGGACUUUGCUUGGAUUAGGGCUCUGGCGCAGUGGGCCAGGUCGGAUUUGUGCUUUGAGCCGGGGAGGAGCCUGGAUGUGUUCAGUUAGAAAGAGUUCGUCGACAUUUUGA